Molecule: messenger RNA, 3198 nt
Organism: Durusdinium trenchii
Lineage: Eukaryota; Dinophyceae; Suessiales; Symbiodiniaceae
Source: the annotation of a GenBank genome assembly
AUGCGCUGGGCAACGCCGCUGCAGUGCUGCUUCUUUCGGGGGGGGCAUCGACUGGUUCAGCCACUGGUUCCUUCUUCGGGAGGGUGGGGCUCCAGAGGAAGGAGCUGGAUGAGGCAUUCAGCGCAGUCGGCACCAGCAUGGGCACCUGCUUGGAAAGCAAAAGUUGAAGAGCUUUCCAUGCGGGGGAUGACCUUGAACAGCUUCUUGGAUUUCUAUCAGGAGGAUUUGUCAUCCAUGUCAGGCUGGAGAUAUGUACCCCAGAUGCACAAAACCAGGGAUGUCGUGCGGCGCGCUAUCAUCCCUCUGACCCGUGCCGAAGAGACGGCCUACUCAGUCAGCACCUUGAACCGUGCAGGCGCCAGGCGAGCAGAGGUGAUGGUCACACACAACUGGGGAAAUAACUUCAACGACCUCUUAGCUGCUGUGAUUUCGGACAACCUGCAGGAAUGCAGCUUUAGGAUGGCUGGACAGCUGCUCCGUGAGGAUAGCCAUUUACUGCGUGAGAUUUUGACGAAGACUGGGCGUUUGAAUGUGAGCUAUUGGAUUUGUGCUUUUGCCGUGAACCAGCACAUGAGCAUUUGCCACAGCAACCCGUAUGAUCGAGAUCCCUUGACCAACGAGCUGCAUCCUGUGUGUCGAUGUUCUUGUGUUAAUCUUGUGGAUUCCGAUGGCCGCAGCACUGACUCUGAGAUCAAUAAGUUUGAUGAUAUGAUGUAUCACCUGGCAAGUACUGGAAGCUGCAGGCAAGUGAUCGCAGUCGACCAAUCGUUUGAUCUCUUUCAACGCGCUUGGUGUGUGGCGGAGAUUGCUGAAGCCAAGCGAUUGCACAUGCGACAGUCCUUGAAGUUGUUGUCCAAGGCCGCCAUUGAGCAGCGUGCGCAGAGCUUGGGGAGGCUGGAUAUCCGGAACAUGGGAGCAUCCUCCGAGAAGGACAAGGAGCUCAUUCUUGGGAAGAUUGGGAGCAUUGACCACUUCAAUGCUGAGCUCCAGUCAUUGAUUUUUGAUCCCAAGUCAGGACUCUUCGCAUCCUGGAGUGCCAUGGACAGUGUGCAGCAAAUGAGCGAAGUGGGUCGCCUCAUUCGAUGGGGUAUGGCAGACGGAAAUGCUAUUCAGCUGCCUUGCCCACAAGUGGCGAGAGCACAGGCAGCCUACGGAUUUCUGGGCAAAGCCCAGCGCCAGGAGUUGGUGGAGAAGGCCCUUCAGGAGUCCAACGUGAAGGACUAUCGUUCAGCCCUGGAAGAUGUCUACUUGGAGCGCGAUCGCGCCCGCGCGCGGCUGAAGUCGCGGGGCGAGAAGGAUCCUGGGCCCAUCUUCAUGACUCCCGGCUGUCAGAAGACUCUACGGCGUUUGGAGGCUGAGGGCCACAACCUUUUGACCCGUGCGCGGCGUCAAUCCAAGGAGAAGCUCACCUGGGUCAUCGGCUUGGCAUCGUUGGGUCCGGGCGACGGCACCGCAGCCUCUGAAGUGCCUCCGGGCGCGGCCAGAUAUUGGGACACCAUGGAGUGGAGCAAGGAGUUCACGCGCUCUGCACGACCUUGGGAUUUGGCCUCGCCCAUACUAGAUCCAUUGCUGGAAACCCUGGAAGACGCACGGAUUUGCGGCGCCGACACCUCCUUGCGGCGCAGGGCUGAAGCCUUGCUGUUCAUGACGGUGAUCCGCGGGAUCGAGGCGGCAUUGGCCAGCUCAGUGGACCGAGGACUCAUCGUGCGGCAAGCCUUGGACAUCGCCGACGCCGCGCUCCACGUGGCGGAGCUCGAGGAUCCCGGGGAGGUCAUGAAGCGCUAUUGGAAGGCAGAAGAAGAGGUGUUUCGUUCUAAGUUGCGAAGCAUCGAGAAGAGCUGCCCAGACUUCCACACCGCCGUGCGCGAUGGCGACGUGGAUUUGGUGACCUGGCUCUUGGACACCGAACAGGCCAAUCCUUUGGAGAUCGACCCUGAGAAGGGCAUCCCUCCCUUGGUUCAGGCUGCCAAGGCCGGUGAUCUGGCCAUGUGCGAGCUGCUGCUGGACCAGGGCGCAGACAUCGAUGCGCGGUGCAGCACUGAUGGGACCUCUUCUCUCCAUUGGGCCUGUCAUUCUCGGACCUUCCGAGUAGUGAAGCUCCUACUGGCACGACGCGCCAAUCCACGUUUGCAAGACAAGCGCGGCCACGACGCCUUGGUCAAGCUGGUCCGACGCGACGUGUCGACGCCGGCAGAGACCUGCGCCUUGUCCUGGCACCUGCAACGGUCGCAUCGCCUGGCCGGACCUGAAGAGACGGCGGGAAAGAUGAGCAUUGAGGAUGCCAAGAUUUGUGCGGAGAACUUGCCCGAGACCGUGGGCUUCUCAGCACAUGGGGUGCUCGAGGAGGUGACUCUGGGGUCAUUCUACAUCAGUUUCCAUGGCCCUGGCCGUGCAUUCGUCGAGGAUAUCCCACCACCGGUGAAGAAAAAGAAGAAAAAGAAGGGCGAGGCCGUGGCUCCAAAGGCCGUACCUGCCGAAGCGGUAGAGGCAGCGGUCGAGGUCCCUGCCGAGGAGGUGCCGGAGACGGCGCCGGUAGAGGCGGCACCAGAGGCACCGGUGGAGGCCGGCGCCGCGGAGGAGGCAGUCCAGGACGCAUUUCCUGAGGAGAUACCUGAAGUGUUGGAGGGGGAAGCAGAAGUAGAUCAGACCGUGGAGGAGGUGGAAUCAGAGGAGGAAAGCGAUGAUGAGCCGGAGGAGUUGAUUUGGUCACACGCUGAUCCUGAGUGGACCUCGUUCCUCAAGGUCAAGAACAACGCCGCACACGACGUGAUUGCACUGCUCUCUGCCGCAGCGGAUCCUUGUGCAGAGGAUCUGGAUGGAUUGACCGCGCUGCACCACCAUCUCCUGUCAUCACCUUCACGUGGAAGCUUGGAUUGUGUGCAAGCGCUGCUACGAGGUGGUGCCGAUGUGAAUCAUCGGGACACGCACCGAUCCACCACUCCUUUCCUCCUGGCGGUGCAGAGCAAACGCACCGACCUGGUGAAAGCCAUGCUUGCGCACGCCUGGCCACCGGUCGAUGUGGACUCGCAGGCACCAGAUGGCGUGUGUGCCUUGGCACUGGCACAGAGCUUGGGUGCCAGGGAGAUUGCGGAUCUCCUCCGCAAAGCUGGUGCAUCGGACUGGGCUGGGGCUGAGCUUCACUUGGGGAGCAGGACCAUCUUCACCUAUGAUACUCGCAAGCCUCCAGUCAACAACUGA